Cryptomeria japonica (Japanese cedar) is the source of this 762-nucleotide messenger RNA. RefSeq names its product protein RSI-1. Lineage: Eukaryota; Viridiplantae; Streptophyta; Pinopsida; Cupressales; Cupressaceae. The transcript is spliced from 4 exons. The record is from RefSeq and is a predicted model, not a curated record. The coding region runs from base 49 to 414 and encodes 121 amino acids.
UUGAAUAGAGCAUAAAACAGUCUCUGAGCAAUUUUCUUCUCUUUUACAAUGGCACGUUUGUUCUUGUUUAGUAUUGUGUUAUUUUCUCUGAUUGUGUUCUUUGCAUGGAAUAUUGAGGGAGCACUCCAACAUAAGGAGGAGUCACAUUUCAUGAGGGAGUUGAGGAGGCGGCAUGGGCAUGGGCAUGGGCAUGGGCAUAGGCAACAUGGGGAGGGCAGCCUUAGGCCUUCAGAUUGUGCCCCAAGGUGCUCUUACAGGUGCUCUGCAACCUCUCACAGAAAGCCAUGCAUGUUUUUCUGCCAGAAAUGCUGUGCAAAGUGUCUGUGUGUUCCUCCUGGAACUUAUGGAAACAAACAAGUGUGCCCCUGCUACAAUAACUGGAAGACCCAACAGGGAGGUCCCAAGUGCCCUUGAAUUCGCUUUACUAAAUAUUUUUAUGUCAUCUUUCGAUGACAGAGGACAAUUAAUUUGAAGAUGAUUAACCGAUUUGGGGAAGAACUCCACAACAAGCAACACAUAUUUAGUAGAAACAGGAGAAAUAACUCUUCACCUCGCAUGGUGGAGGGCUGGGUUCUAUUGUCUCUUUUUGCAUGUCUGUAACAAACUUGUUUCCUUGAUUAUAAAUUCUUGCAUGGUUUAACUUCCUAAGUUUUUUUUUCAUUUAUAUGAUUGAAAAAUUUAAAGGUCUCCCUUAAGCAAUCUGGACCUGGUUAUUGAAUACUAAUUUUAACAAACUUAAAUCAAUAAUUCUAAUGUUUGUGG